Dama dama (fallow deer) is the source of this 2275-nucleotide messenger RNA. RefSeq names its product gastrin releasing peptide receptor (gene GRPR). Gene Ontology annotation, biological process: G protein-coupled receptor signaling pathway. The record is from RefSeq and is a predicted model, not a curated record. The transcript has 3 exons. The coding region runs from base 371 to 1516 and encodes 381 amino acids. Lineage: Eukaryota; Metazoa; Chordata; Mammalia; Artiodactyla; Cervidae. Gene Ontology annotation, cellular component: membrane. Gene Ontology annotation, molecular function: G protein-coupled peptide receptor activity.
CAAAUGCCGUGUGAAAAUAGCAGGCCCAAAGUUCUUAGUAAACUGCAGCCAGGGAGACUCGGACUAGACUGGAGGUAAAAGGUGUUGGUACAGAGUGGGUCUGAUUCUAAGCCUUUUGAGGGCUGAGUUUUUGUAUUUGUUUUGUUAACUUACUCAAUUUAGAGAUGUAGUAUACUGGUCAUGUAAAGAGCAGAGCAGCACCAGCAUCAAAAUAGUGCCAGACAGUUUUGAAUGCCACAGUAUCUAUAUUUUUAUUCAAGAAGAUAAAGAGCCCAGCAUAGAUUCUGUCCUCAUCUUUACCCAACUGCAAAGUCAAAAGUCAAGAAACAGCAUCUCACGGCACUUUUUUAGGUGGGAAGGAAUCCAGAGGAUGGCUCUGAGUGACUGUUUGCUUCUGAACUUGGAAGUGGACCGUUCCGUGCACUGCAACAAUAGUGUGGAGCUCCCCGUGAAUGACGACUGGUUCCACCCAGGGGUCCUCUAUGUCAUCCCUGCAGUUUAUGGAGUCAUCAUUCUGAUAGGCCUCGUUGGCAACAUCACCCUGAUCAAGAUCUUCUGUACUGUGAAGUCCAUGCGAAACGUGCCAAACCUGUUCAUCUCCAGCCUGGCUUUGGGAGACCUGCUCCUCCUGGUAACCUGUGCGCCCGUGGAUGCCAGCAGGUACCUGGCUGACAAAUGGCUGUUUGGCAGGAUUGGCUGCAAACUGAUCCCCUUUAUCCAGCUUACCUCGGUAGGGGUGUCUGUCUUCACACUCACGGCUCUCUCGGCAGACAGGUACAAAGCCAUCGUGCGGCCGAUGGAUAUCCAGGCCUCCCAUGCCCUGCUGAAAAUCUGCCUCAAAGCCGCACUGAUCUGGAUCGUCUCCAUGCUGCUGGCCAUCCCAGAGGCCGUGUUUUCUGACCUACAUCCCUUCCAUGAGGAAAGCACCAACCAGACCUUCAUUAGCUGUGCCCCGUACCCACACUCUAAUGAGCUGCACCCCAAAAUCCACUCCAUGGCUUCCUUCCUGGUCUUCUACAUCAUCCCGCUGUCGAUCAUCUCUGUGUACUACUAUUUCAUCGCCAGAAAUCUGAUCCAGAGUGCCUACAAUCUCCCCGUGGAAGGGAAUAUACAUGUCAAGAAGCAGAUCGAAUCCAGGAAGCGCCUGGCCAAGACAGUGCUGGUGUUCGUGGGUCUCUUCGCCUUCUGCUGGCUCCCCAACCAUAUCAUCUACCUGUACCGCUCCUACCACUACUCCGAGGUGGACACCUCCAUGCUCCACUUCGUCACCAGCAUCUGCGCCCGCCUUCUGGCCUUCACCAACUCCUGCGUGAACCCUUUUGCCCUCUACCUGCUGAGCAAGAGCUUUAGGAAGCAGUUCAACACCCAGCUCCUCUGUUGCCGGUCUGGCCUGAUGAGCCGGUCUCACAGUGCCGGCAGAAGUACCAGCUGCAUGACCUCCUUCAAGAGCACCAACCCCUCCGCCGCCACCUUCAGCCUCAUCAAUGGAAACAUCUGUCACGAGGGGUACGUCUAGACUCGCCCUUGACCCUGCCCCCCUGGUUUUGCUUUAUGGCUGGUGAGGAACCCUCGCAUCACUGGUUGUUUCUAUACCCUCCGAAGACCCUUUGGCAGGCUUGUGAGUGAUCUGGGUGGGUAGGGGAGAGGCCCAAAUGGGUCACUUGGAAGGCCUAUCACGGCUUGCAUUUUUCUAUUUCAACUUGUGGGCACUGCUUCGGAGGUAGAACUUUCCCUUUUUAAGAAAAGGGAACAAAUAAAUCUUUAUUUUAAGCAUUAAACCCUGAGAUACAGAUGUGCUCAACUAAGUCAUAGAAACUACAUGAACAGCCAGAUUUAUAUAGCAGAGAAAUUGUACAUUGACUGCUUUCUGAAAAACUUCCCCUUGUCAUUUCUUUAAGCAGAAGCUAGUGCUUUAUGAAUGUGAUUUGAGUCAUUUUUCAGGAAUAUUUAUAAUCACAAACCAAGGAACUUAUUUUUACACUUGUAAUGUGAAAAGCCAACCCUCGGAGAGUCCCAUAUAUAAAGGACAGUCCCCAAAUUGAUAACACUGGAAGCCAAUUUCAAACAAAUCCCUGAGUUUCGAUUGUUUUUAAAAGACAUAGCUGAGGACAUAGGAAAAACAUGCACUGCAUCAUUUUAAGGCAAAAACACAACCAAACAUGCCGACACAUAUAUCAAGAUGCAUAUGUGCCUGUGGAGUGACAGUUGUAACUCAGCGCAGGUCCUUUUUGCUAUUACCCAGUUAUAAUCAUCCAUGGUGCCAUUCUACCAUAUU